UCGAGGCUGGUCGAGGCCGACUUGGCCAGUGUCGAGUGGCGUCGAGGUAACGCGCGAAUCGGUGAGAAAAACUGACCGAUAGAUUUGUAUGUAAGUACGUUACGAGACGCGCGGGGCGCUCGCAAAUCAAGAAUACGCGUCGCGGCUAUCGGAUGGGAGAAAUGCGACACGUGGUUGUUUCAUAACGAUGCGCGAUGGCGAGAGAGUGGACACGGAGCAUUCGAAUUCAAACGGAGCGAGCGAGCGACCGCGGUGAACGGGACGAGAAGGUGAAGUUCGCGAUAGCGAGAGCGGGGGAAGAGAGACAGAGAGCGCGAGCGCACGAUGGAGGCCGUUCGCAGAUCAGCGAGGAGGACGGAAGAGGGGAACGGUUGGGUGGCUCCCCCUCCCCUCGGGAGGGGGGGAGCAAGAGGGAGAGUACCCGGCUGCCUUCAGUUUGGCGUUCGGUGUUGCUAGGCGCGAGCAGACGCGAGGCGCGAGGGUUACUCCGGCCACUGUCAGUGCCAAGGCGGCAGCCGGCAACCUUCUCUCGACCGCGAGAAUCGAGAAUCGAGCCAAACGGCAAACUCGCCUUUCUUUCUCGCCUCGAAUUCGGCGAGUGUCGUGUCCAUUGGUUUUCGCGGCUUUCUUUCUCUUCCUAUCACCGUCUCUCCUGAUCUCUCCAGCCCCGAUGGAUUUUCGAGAACGUUCCUCUCGCGAGCGAGCAGCGCGGCGCGGUGCGGGCGCCUGGUUGUCGAAUGUCGAAUUCGCCAGCACUGGCCUCCAGAGUCAGGCUUUCGUUCGUUCGCUCGCUCGCUCUCGCUCUCGCUUUCGGUCUCGGUCUCGGUCUCGGUCUCGGUUACGUCCGCGUAGUCGGUGUGUGCGUGCGUGCGAAAGGGAACUGACAAUGAGCGUGAGCAGAGACACGCGAAUCACGGGAUGCUUGCGGCGAAUAUACGAGAUACGACGCGACGCGCGUCGGCGCGUCUCCCUCGUCAACGAUCGGCAAUGAUGGUCUUCGAUUAACGCACGGCGCGGCACCCCGGCAUGAGCAGACUCCAUUGCGAGUCGGAGUCAUUCAAAAUGGAUCUUAUCUUGGACAUCAACAGUUGGUUAUACCCAAUGGACCUGGGAGAUAAAUUCCGUCUUGUGCUGGCGACGACGUUACGCGAGGACGGAUAUCCAGACGGUAACGAGUGGAACCCUAUGGAACAGGAGGGCGGUUCCAGGGCAGACAGCUUUGAGUACGUCAUGUCCGGCAAGGUGUAUCGAAUUGAAGGUGACGAAGCCAACAACGAGCCCAGCAGCAGACUAUCAGCCUACGUAUCUUUCGGAGGUCUGCUGAUGAGGCUACAAGGCGAUGCGAACAAUCUGCACGGCUUCGAGAUAGAUCAACAUAUGUAUUUACUAAUGAAGAAACUUGCAUUUUAAUAUUUGCGAUUAUUGUCAAUUUUUUAUCAUUUAAAAAUUUUUUCAACAAAUGUAUCUAUCAGAUGAUAACCUGAAGAAACUUGCAUUUCAUGUUUUAAUAUAUAAUAUUGAACACAUCAAUUACUGAUUUAUUAUCAUUUUUGUACAAUAAUAUGGAUUUAUUAUCAAUUAGAGAGAGAAAAAGACAGAAAAAUGCCAUUUACGGUCCAGACUUGGUAGCCUAAUAAUAAUAAUAUUGUUUGAGAAUUUUAUACUUUUUCCAAACUCAGUACACUGCGUGUUUUUUUGUCGGUCUUUAAAACACAGCUCCCUUGUUCGAACAGUAAACUCUCCAUACUUUAAAUCGAUAAUCGAUUUAAAUUUUGAUAGCAAAUAAGCAUCCUCAUUAAGUCAUUGUAAAGAAUUUAUUGCGAAAAAUAUCACCCCAGCCAGGGGUGCAAACCUUUUCUUUCGGGUUUUCUUACAUUCCGUGACAGGCGUCUUUACCAAUUCGACCACUAAGACAUGGGUAAAGACCGACAAGAAAUUGGUGCGCAGUGUACUGAGUUUGGAAAAAGUAUAUAAGAAUUCAAACAAUAUUAUUAUUGAACUACCAAUAUCAAUAUCAUAGUGGUUCACUUGUUUCACGUAUUAUUAUUGGAUUGGAUUUAGUAUAUUUAUAUAAAUUUUUUUUCUAUUUUAAAGCUUUUUAUUUAGGCAGCAUCACAAUGACUUUACGCUUCAAAUAAAUUAUAAAAUGACUUGAGGGUACUACUGUGAUUACCACUAGAACUUAAGAGAAAUAAAAAUAUUUUUCAUGUG
Messenger RNA from Temnothorax curvispinosus, 2211 nucleotides. RefSeq names its product DNA-directed RNA polymerases I, II, and III subunit RPABC3 (gene Rpb8). The record is from RefSeq and is a predicted model, not a curated record. The transcript has 4 exons. The coding region runs from base 1027 to 1410 and encodes 127 amino acids. Gene Ontology annotation, molecular function: DNA-directed RNA polymerase activity. NCBI's taxonomy places the organism in Eukaryota, Metazoa, Arthropoda, Insecta, Hymenoptera, Formicidae. Gene Ontology annotation, cellular component: RNA polymerase III complex; RNA polymerase II, core complex; RNA polymerase I complex. Gene Ontology annotation, biological process: DNA-templated transcription.